AUGUGGGGAUCGCUUUGUUCUCGAGUACGCGAUUUCAAUGUCGCUGUAGUAUGCGGUACCUUUUUCGCUGUGAUUCUGAGCUCUCUGUACCUUUUAGUACUACUUUUAUCACACUGGCCCAGAAAACCUUUUGCCGAAGAGCUCUCAUACAGGACCAAUGGUAACCAAGGAGGCGAAACUAGCGGUCAAUUGGUUUGUGUGAAAGAUUGCAAGGAAAAUGUUGAUGGAAUUGAGCUUUCCGUCCUAGUUCCCAGCUAUAAUGAAGUGGGACGUAUUUUGGUGAUGUUAACAGAUGCAAUUGAGUUUCUGCAAAAGAAAAUAGAAAACAAGUGGGAGAUUCUUAUAGUUGACGAUGGCUCGCGAGACGGGACGUCAGAAUACUGUCUGAAGCUAGCUCACGAAACAUUCAAACUCAAGCCUGGACAACUGAGGGUUAUAAAAUUGGCUAAAAAUCGUGGUAAAGGCGGUGCUGUGAGACACGGAAUGCUUCACAUCAGAGGAAAAUUCGGGCUCUUUGCAGAUGCUGACGGUGCCAGCAAGUUUUCGGACUGCGAAAAACUGCUGAGCGCGACCCAGAAACUCGAUGAGAGCGGCAAAGCCGUUGUAGCCAUUGGGUCUCGAGCCCACAUGGUAAACACGGAUGCUGUGGUCAAGCGUUCAUUUAUCAGAAACUUUCUUAUGUACGGACUGCAUACGCUUGUUUUCGUGUUCGGCAUUAGAUCGAUAAAAGACACGCAGUGUGGGUUCAAGCUUUUCAACAGACCCGCGAUCGUGCAGAUUUUCCCUUACUUGCACACCGAGGGCUGGAUCUUCGACGUGGAGAUUCUGAUUUUAGCGCUCAAAAAACAGAUACCGAUCAAAGAAGUGGCUAUUUCCUGGCACGAGGUAGGUGGCUCUAAAAUGGAGCUUGCUAGAGACAGCAUAAACAUGGCGAAAGACCUAAUCACUAUUAGGUUGGCUUACAUUAUGGGCAUUUAUAGCGGUAAAACCGAGUGUUAA
Molecule: messenger RNA, 999 nt
Organism: Lachancea sp. 'fantastica'
Lineage: Eukaryota; Fungi; Ascomycota; Saccharomycetes; Saccharomycetales; Saccharomycetaceae
Source: the annotation of a GenBank genome assembly